AUGGAACGAGGCUCUUUGUCGGAAUUAGCCCUUUUGGAGUUAGAAAUCUACAGGAAGAUGAUUGAAUGUGAGGAGAAGAGAUGGGGAAAGCGAGAAGUAAACAGGACGCAGGAAUUAGUCAAGAUACAAGAGUCAUACGCUCAAAUCAAGAAGCAUAAGACGUAUACCGGCGAUAUCCGCAUCAAGGAUUGUGACGAGCAUGGCAAUUUUGUGGUCAUUGAAAAUGCCGGUCGCGAUGAUCGUCGUUUGAGCGGAUUUCGCAUCAGCAGGAUCAUAGACCGUGAAGAACGAUCGUUCACAUUCCCAGCCCUCUUCACGCUGGGCCCUAGAGAAACUGUUCAGGUAUCAGCAAUUGGCUCUAGCCCUGAUAGAGACAACUAUACCCAUCACCUCGUAUACGAAAAUGACACCACUUGGGGCACCAGCGCUGCCUUUGUCACCCGCCUAUUCAACCCCCAAGGCGAAGAAGUUGCAUUUUUUGAAGUACGACCAGCGAGUUAA
Messenger RNA from Strongylus vulgaris, 501 nucleotides. The record is from the annotation of a GenBank genome assembly. Lineage: Eukaryota; Metazoa; Nematoda; Chromadorea; Rhabditida; Strongylidae.